CGUGCACUUUCUGCACUUGAAUGAAUCAAUGAAUAGAUGUAAACACAAAAGAUAGGAGAUUAGCGUGUCUCUUGUGCUCUUGCAUUCUUUGAAUUCUUCUUUCUUGGAUUUUUACUCGAAUUGGAACGAAAUAAUGCAAUAUCAUAUAGCCAUAAUAUCUUCAAUACAUUCAAAAUAUUCAGAUUUCAGAUUGCACUAGAUUCAGUCAAUACAUUGGAGACUUCAAAAAUAAUUAACUUAUUAAUCACAAUUUGGAAAUUGAUAUAAAACAUCACUAUAUUAUCUAUCAUAAAAAAUUAUAGCAUUAAAAUUUUUCAAACAUACAACAUGAAAGUUAUAAAAGGAAAUUGGAAUACUCUUUUAAGUAAUUAUGAGGUUCUGGAUAUUUUGCGAAAUACAAAAUCCUAUAAAAAGCAGAAACCGAACCAAUUAGCGACCAUCACUUAUCAAACAACCAAAUAUUUGGAGACUAUGCCAUGCAAGACACAGAAUCCAGAAAAAAUUAAAGAGUUUUUGAAAGCAAUGGAGCCCUUCAAAUUAACUAAAGCUGAGAAGCUUGCUCUUUUGAAUCUCUGCCCUACUAGACCAAUUGAAAUACAAUUGUUGAUAGAAGAAAGUGAGGAACGUUUAUCAGAGGAAGAAUUGGAAACUGUGCUGCAGAUAGUCGCGAAUGUGCGAGGAGAUUACGAAUAUAAAGAAGAAGAGACUUAAUCUACAUCUUAACAUAACUUAUUUAAAUAUAUUUUAUAUGUACAUUUUAUUUUAUAAUAAAACAUGACUGGAAAUAGUAUAUUAAAUACAA
This is a messenger RNA of Camponotus floridanus (Florida carpenter ant), 802 nucleotides long. It is a transcript of the gene crcp, whose product is annotated as DNA-directed RNA polymerase III subunit RPC9. Gene Ontology annotation, molecular function: nucleotide binding. The record is from RefSeq and is a predicted model, not a curated record. NCBI's taxonomy places the organism in Eukaryota, Metazoa, Arthropoda, Insecta, Hymenoptera, Formicidae. The transcript has 4 exons. The coding region runs from base 328 to 711 and encodes 127 amino acids. Gene Ontology annotation, biological process: transcription initiation at RNA polymerase III promoter. Gene Ontology annotation, cellular component: RNA polymerase III complex.